Messenger RNA from Archocentrus centrarchus (flier cichlid), 5782 nucleotides. RefSeq names its product E3 ubiquitin-protein ligase RBBP6-like. NCBI's taxonomy places the organism in Eukaryota, Metazoa, Chordata, Actinopteri, Cichliformes, Cichlidae. Gene Ontology annotation, biological process: mRNA processing; protein ubiquitination; ubiquitin-dependent protein catabolic process. Bases 1 to 4674 code for a protein of 1557 amino acids. Gene Ontology annotation, cellular component: nucleus. The transcript has 17 exons. The record is from RefSeq and is a predicted model, not a curated record. Gene Ontology annotation, molecular function: zinc ion binding; ubiquitin protein ligase activity; nucleic acid binding.
AUGCUUGUCAGAGCCAUCCCUCCUCUUGCUUUUGUGGGUAAAGGGAACAGGACGGAUUCUUCUCCUUCGUUGUCACUCGCCCAACUUGCCAAGACUGCUAACCUGGUUGACGCAAAUGCAUCUGAGGAGGACAAGAUCAAAGCCAUGAUGACUCAGUCGAACCAUGAAUAUGAUCCAAUACAUUACUCCAAGAAGGCAGUUGGACCGCCACCUGCUCACUACACCUGCUUUCGUUGCGGAAAGGCCGGUCACUACAUUCGGCAGUGCCCCAUGCUGAUGGAUAAAAGUGUGGAUGGUCCCAAGCCAGUACGAAUUAGUAAGGGCAUACCGCAGAGCUUUAUGGUGAAAGCAGAGCCGGGUGCCAAGGGAGCCAUGUUAACCAGCACUGGAGAAUAUGCCAUACCUGCUAUAGAUGCGGAGGCGUAUGCCCAAGGAAAGAAGGAGCGCCCUCCAUUUGUUCCACAUGACCAGUCGUCAUCUGAGGAUGACAAUGACCCAAUCCCUGAUGAGCUCCUGUGUCCAAUCUGCAAUGACCUGAUGACCGACGCCGUGGUCAUACCCUGCUGUGGAAACAGCUACUGCGAUGAGUGUAUUAGGACUGCCCUGCUGGACUCAGAAGAGCACGUCUGCUUCACAUGCAAACAGUCAGAUGUUUCACCUGAUAACCUCAUUGCCAACAAGUUUCUUCGACAGGCUGUAAACAACUUUAAGAACGAGACAGGAUACACCAAACAUGGGCGCAAGCAAACCCAGCACACAGCCCCACCUCCACCGAGACCACAGCUGUGUACCAGCCACCGUGCCCCCUCAAGCACAGGCCCCACCCACCUCACAGGCCCCAGCCAACACACCUGCUCCUUCUGCUCCUGUUCCGGCAGCAGACAGUGGUUCAGAACUAGAGGAGAGCACCCCUCCAGUCGUCUGCAGACAGCUCCACCUCCUGCACCUACUCCUCAGGUGUACCCAGCUCCAGCUCUGUAUCCACCACCACCGCAGCCCUACCCCCCUCCGUACACCACUGGGCCUGGCCUUAUUCCUCCACCUGCUAUCAGUUACCAGCCACAGCCUGUGUAUCCCCCUGGACCAUCAGUUCUCACCCCCCCCUGGGUUGCUCCUGGUGCCCAGCCCCCUCUAGUCCCUCUUCCACAGGCCCUCCCUCAGCCGCCCCUUUCUAAGGAAGACUUCUAUAGGCCAAGGCAUCACCGACAGGACAAGGUUACCUCCAAACUGGAUGAAUUCACUAAAGACUUCCACAAAGAACUUAUGAAGUACAGAAAUGCACCGAAGAGAAGACGACGGUCUUAUUCCAGGUCCAGGUCAUACAGUCGCUCUCCAUUCAGCCGCUCUCCUUACUCACGCUCUAGGUCCAGAUCCAGAUCUAGAUCCAGAUCAAGAUCCAGGUCUUACUCUUAUUCACCCAGUCGAUCCCGCUCCCGUUCACGUUCCCAUGGCCGUUCUUAUCCCCGCUCCCCUUAUUCCAGGCGCAAUGGACGUAGUUAUGGACGCUCACGGACAAGGUCCCGAUCCCGUUCGAGGUCUUAUGGGUACCGUCGCUCUGGCUCACCACGAUCUCCUCCAUCCUACCGGGGAGGAGGCUGGGAGGGGCCAGAAGGACCCUACAGAUCUAGGUCACGAUCUCGCUCGCCUGGGGGCUACCGGAGCCGCAGCCCUGGGGGACGAAAGCUACCUCCUCGGGAGCUACCACCAUACGAACUGAAGGGUCCGAGUCCUGGAGGCCCUGAGCGCUUUGAACGGGAAAGGCGCCAGUGGGAAAAGGAGUAUGCAGACUGGUACAACAAGUACUAUAAAGACUAUGACAGCCAACAUCCUUCAUUGCCUCACAGAGGUCAUGGCAGCAGAGACAGAGACAGGGACAGAUUGUCCCCUUUAUCCAGAGAUUACUCACCCCAGGGGAGAGGGAGAAGAGGGAGAGAAGAGAGGGCUGGUCCACCUCACCAUCCCCCAUCCUCUUCCUCAUCAGGGACAAAAUCCAGUACAAAAGUCCUCAAAACAAAGAAACUAAAAAAGAAGAGGGCUGGAGAGGAACCAGAGGCGUCACAACAGCCAGUGGACCGAGGUGAUGCUACUCCUGUCAGAGAUGAACCCAUGGAUGAUGUACAUUCACACACAAAAACGCCUCCCAUCUCUUCGAGGCCUACGGUUAAUGCUGCAUCCUCUAAAGCGCCGGCCUCUAAGAGCACUGCUUCAACUGUUAAACCUUCAACCAAGUCGACAUCAAAGACUCAAGCUGAUAAAACAAAGAAGGAGAAGAUUCAGAAGGUAAAACCUAAAGUAAAGACAGAGGCGGUGAAGGUGAAGCCAGACAAAGUGAAGAGAAAGACUGGAGAAGGAGUUUUGACUAAAAAGAGAGACCCUUCAUCAUCAUCCUCCUCCUCAGCUGCUAAACCUUUAAGGAGUGUUAAAGCCAAACCAGAAGAUGCCCACAACUCAACUACCUCUAAAAAGGAAAAGGGUAAAAGCUCUGUUGUGAGGCCUUCCCUUGCGAAGACCCCUCCACUCUCCUCGCAUAACCAACCUCUACCUCACCCCCCACUUCAUGAUGGCCCCCGAUCCAGCCAUGACAUGCGGGGAAGAAAAAAUCUUCCACAGGGUGGUGGACUCCUUCCUCACCCCCAUCAACACGGACUCCCACUCCUCCACCGACCCUCAUCCCCUGUGGACAGUCGGAGGAGAAUGGGAGAGGAGGGUCGCUCUUUACUUGGACCUCCUCCUGGAAAGCUGAGGAGACUAGAUGGCCUAGGGGGUGGAGUGGAUGUCAUGUCCCACUCACAUUUGUCUCAUCAGUCCCCACUCCACAGACUCCCGCCAACUUCUGACAGGCCUGGUAUUCUUCCCCAUCCAGGGAGCCGUGAGCUUGGCCGGGGAGAUGCAGAUCGAGGAGCUAUUAGACCACUAAUGGACCUUCAGGUUAAGCCAGUGAGAAUAAUCAAGUUGAACAGAGAUAUGGGGAGGAGAGGCAGCACAGAAACAGCGACCUUGGACGAACCUCCAUCUAGUCAUGAAAAGAAUACCUCCACCUCAGAUCGAUCAGCUGCUGCUAGCAUCUCUGAAGGAGACCGGCCCACUGGUACAGCAGAAGGAGCUAGAAGAAAAGAGCAAUCUGCAUCUGUGGAGAGGGGAGUCUCCAGAGAGAGACCAGGCAGUGCUGGAGAGGGGCAACGCAUCUCAGACAGAGAGCAAGACAGGAGCUCUGGAAUGGACAGAGAGCGAGAGAGAUCUGGUUCAGACAGAGACAGAAGUCAGGGGUCUGACAGAGACAAGGACAGGGUCUCCGGGUCAGGCUCGCAAAAAGCAGUCUCAUUGGAGAGGAACUCGGAGGGAGAGAGAGCAUCAAGAACAGAACGAAAAAACCCCAGUAGUGCAAGUGGGGGAGGGAGAUCUGUCAGUCUGGACAAAAUGACCAUUGGAGAGAAGUCUGCCAUCACGAAGAGACAGGCAGAUCAUCAGGAGAAGCCAAGAGCAUCCUCUAAGGAGAGGGGAGAGGGGUCAGAAAGAGCUGUUAAAUCCGACAGGAGUGCGUCCAAGGACAGAUCGGAGAGGAGUGUUCCCUCAGGAGAGAAACCAGCUGCUGCUCGCAGAGAAGCGGUCAAAGAUGGUCAGGAGGCUGCUGUGAAGAGCAAACCCAGGAUCAGUCGAAAGGCUCUGACAAACCACCCUACAACCUCUAAGUUGACUCAAGAAACAAAGCAGGACUCAGAGAAAGACCAGAAGAAUUUGUCUUCAAAACCUGCAGAACAGCCCCCGUCGAGCCCCAUAAACACCCGUGCACGCAGCCCAAGCGUGAGUCCAGUGCUUUGCCCGGCCAGGGAGGAGCCGCUCAUUCAGCCUCCUCCACGCUCCAAGUGGGAGAGGGAGGAUGAUGAAGAAGGCCAGGAAAACGAGCUUAGUGUAACCAAGGAGCCCUCCCCGGUGCCGCAGAGGCCUCGAGGCAGAGAGGUGCAGCAGGAAGCACCUAAGCCUAUUAGGACUGAAACCUGGGAUGCUACAAGAGAAGAGAGGAAAGGAGCAGUGAAGGAAGAGAAGAAGGGAAGAGCCACAAGAGAAGAGGGUAAGGGUGGUAGGACAGGCCUGGCAAAUUUAGAUAAAUCGACCAAAAUAAAAACAGUGAGGGAAGAGGGAAGGGGGUUAAGAGAAGAAGGAAGAGCUGCUGCAAGAGAAGAGGAGCGAAGAGGUGGAGCAAGAGAGGAGGGGCGAAUAGUGACAGGGAAGGAGGAGAGAGCAGCAGAAGUCAGAGGCGGAGGAGGACGAGAGGAAAGUCGUGGCCCUGAGCCCAGGAGACAGCGCUUGUGUUCCGACCUUGGCCGUGAGACAGACGAGGCCGCCUUUGUGCCCGACUACAGCGAAGGCGAGGGCUCAGAACCAGAGAGGGGGAGGAGCGGCAGCCCCAGUCUGUCCCUCAGCCAACCCUCCCACAGCCCCACCCCAAGCAACCACAGUGGCUCAGGCACCACUGCAGGAGACAAGAAGAAGAAGAAACACAAGAAACAUAAAAAACACAAAAAGCACAAGAAACACAGCAGCCAGGACAAAGAGGGAGAGCACAAGGUACACAAGCACAAACACAAGAAGAAGAAACAUAAAAAGAGCAAAGACAAAGAUGAGGAGGAGGAUGAAGAGAGCAGAGAAAAAGGCUCCUCGCUAACAGAGGCUUAACUCAAAGCAGCAAGGAGAUCAGAACAUGGAAAUGACAGCUAACACUGGCAUCCUGCUACAAGGAAAUGGAUAAAUGUUGGAGAGCUGUCUGGCUGUUCUGAUGCUUAACGUCUCUGCAGGUCUCCAAACACACGUGGUACCUUGUUCUUGUAAUGCAGCUUUACGACAGCUGCUGCGGUCUUUAAUAUUCAAUGUGAACGUCUUUGCAGACUCUGGGCCAGGAGAAACUGGGGAGCAGUGCUGUGCUGCACUGUUGUCAAACUAAAGCUGCAGGAUGUGGUGAUAAGAACUGAUCACAGCAAUGGAUCUGAAUGCUAUAAAUAACACACUGUGCUCAGGGAUGUGAUUUUUUUUUUUUUUUUUUUUCUCUCUCUCAGCAGAGGGGGAAUUGCAGCUUCUCUGCCUCUGAUUCAUUUGUAAAUAGAGAUCAACUCUUGCUUCACAUAAUAAAUUCUCCUCAGUUUGCUUUGCUCACAUCCCCGUGUGCUGUGCAGUACUUAAAUGUUGAAUAACCUUCACUGCUUUGAGGGUCGUCUUUUUGAGAACGUUGCAAGCAGUUUUGCACAUUUUAGCUCAUUAACCGCAAAUUGUAUACACCAUUAUUUGUAAAUUUCAGCAUUGAUCAUUUUAAGGCAACUGUUGGUUUAGUUCAUGCCAGUACAGUGUGUGGGGUUUUUUUCUUUUGUAAUGAGUAAUUUAUAACACAGACAACAAAAUGUUUGAGGAAAACUAAGUAAAGUUAACUUUAUGCCAGUUGAUUUUUCUUAUUGAACGUAACAUGAAAUCUAGUAGCUACCUGGUAAGUUAUGAAAAUCUCUGGAAAAUUGUGAUUAAUGGGCUAAAAUAGAAAUUCAUUAGUAUGGUUCUUGAAGAUAAAGCAGACUUAUGCAUUCAUGUUACACUGGAUUGUGUGAGAUGGUUAUUAUACUGGCAAAUCAGUCUGCAUGUUUUGUUCCAAAGGUGCACUAGCUAUCCCAUUGUCAGUGAGUGAAUGUGUGUGUGCUGUUGCAGAAAUGAAAUGUGGUGGAAGUUGAACAAAUUGGAGGACACUGCUUCUUACAAAUGAGCUUAGUUUUUUUGUUUUUUUAAUUAAAAUGCUUCAAUCUCA